AUGUUUUCUGAUGUUUGUUUUUGCCCACGGUGGCCGUUGCUGUUGAAAUUUAGUGAUUAAUGUCGCUUUAAGAAACGCGCUGGUGGGGGCAGACCGUAUCCCAAUCUUUACUCAGUCGUAGAGUGGAGGCGGACAGGGCUACACGCUUUCGUCCACGGAGCUGCGCUUUAGGAACUGAAGCCAUGGCAACAGCAAUAGCAGAAGCGGAGACCCGUCAGCGCUUGCUUAGGACCGUCAAGAAGGAGGUGAAGCAGAUCAUGGAGGAGGCUGUCACCAGGAAGUUUGUUCAUGAAGACAGUAGCCAUAUUGUGUCAUUCUGUGCUGCGGUGGAGGCGUGCGUCCUGCACGGGCUGAAGCGACGGGCGGCCGGAUUCCUGCGCAGCAACAAGGUGGCGGCGCUCUUCACCAAGGUGGCCAAGAGCUUCGCCCCCGCCGAGGAGCUCUGCAGGAAGGCCCAGGAGAUGGAGCAGGUCAUCGACAGCAAGAGGAGUCAGACCUUGCCUCACCAGGACAGCACUCGCAAGCUGCCCAGGCUUCCUAGUCUGUCACCGCAGGGCUUCAAACACCUGUGGAUCCGCACCGCCCUCAUAGAGAAGGUGCUGGACAAAAUUGUACUCUACCUAGUGGAGAACAGCAGUAAGUUCUAUGAGAAGGAAGCAAUUAUGAUGGAUCCUGUGGAUGGCCACAUUCUUGCCUCUUUGUUAGUGGGGCCCUGCGCUCUGGAGUACACUAAGAUGAAGACAGCCGACCACUUCUGGACGGACCCGUCUGCGGACGAGCUGCUGCAGAGACACCGUAUCCACAGUGGUCACUGCCGCCAGGACUCGCCCACCAAGAGACCCGCCCUGUGUAUCCAGAAGAGGCAUUCUAGCAGCAGCAUCGAUGAGAGGCCCUCCCCCUCCCCCUCUGCCAGGGACUACGUGGAGUCUCUCCACCAGAACAACAGAGCCACGCUCCUGUUCGGCAAGAACAACGUGCUCGUACAGCCGAGAGAUGACAUGGAGGCUAUUCCAGGGUACCUCUCUCUCCACCAGACGGCCGAUGUCAUGACCCUGAAGUGGACACCCAAUCAGUUGAUGAACGGAUCAAUGGGAGAUCUGGAAUAUGAGCGGAGUGUUUACUGGGACUAUGCCAUGACUAUUCCUUUGGAGGAAAUUGUCUAUCUACACUGUCAUCAGCAAGUGGACAGUGGAGGCACGGUGGUGCUGGUGAGCCAGGACGGGAUCCAACGCCCCCCGCUGCGUUUCCCCAGGGGGGGUCACCUCCUGCAGUUCCUGUCCUGCCUGGAGAACGGCCUGCUGCCCCACGGCCAGCUGGACCCGCCACUCUGGUCCCAGAGAGGGAAGGGGAAGGUGUUCCCCAGGCUGAGGAAGAGGGGGGCUCAGGGAUCCUACGACUCCAUCUCGGAUAAAGAAGAAGAUGAGGCCACAGACUAUGUCUUCCGCAUCCUGUUUCCAAACAGCCAAUCAGAAUUUGCUCCACCUCCAGAGCUGAUGGACCAGGCAGCGUCCAUGUGGCAGCCCACUCCCAGGAAGUCCUCCUGCUCUUCCUGCUCCCAGGGCAGCUUCUCAGAGGGAGGGCCUCCCAACGGCUGCAACCAUGAGAGAGCUCCCCUUAAACUCCUCUGUGACAACAUGAAGUAUCAGAUCAUCUCCAGGGCUUUCUAUGGCUGGUUGGCCUACUGUCGCCACCUGUCCACCGUGCGCACCCACCUGUCAGCCCUGGUGAACCACGCCAUCGUGGACCCGGACGCCCCCUGUGACGCGUAUGCUGGCCUCACCGCUGAUGUCUGGCAGAGCUUCCUACAAGACUGCAGUUCCUAUGAGGAGACAGAGCUGCUGCGGCUGGUGUACUAUGGAGGCGUGGAGCCCUCGCUGCGGAAGGAAGUGUGGCCUUUCCUCCUGGGACACUACCAGUUCGGCAUGUCUGUGGCCCAGAGGAAGGAGGUGGACGAGCAGGUGCGUCUGUGCUACGAGCAGACCAUGAGCGAGUGGCAGGGCUGCGAGGCCAUCGUGAAGCAGCGCGAGAGGGAGCAGCACGCUGCCGCGCUGGCCAAGUGCUCGUCCGGGGCCAGCAUAGACAGCACCUCCCAGAAGCUCCUGCACAGGGACUCCACGCUCAGCAAUGAGUCCUCCCAGAGCUGCAGCUCUGACAGACAGAGUAACGCACGACUCCAGAGUGACUCCAGUAGCAGCACUCAGGUGUUUGAGUCAGUGGAGGAGGUGGAGCAGAUCGAAACGGAGCCAAGGGUGGACGAGCCCAUCAAGCAGGUGCCCAAGGUGCCCAAUGGGGCGCUCCAGAAUGGCACCAGCUCGCCGGACUCGGGCCACCCAUCCUCCCGGAACUUCUCCGUGGCUUCGGCCCUCUCGGACUCGCUGAGUACAGAGGACAGCGGCGUGCAUGAGCCCGGCCCCAGAAGCACCAGUGCUGCCCAGCCAAUGGCCGCGUUGGCACCCCUGGGUUCCUCUGUUGGCGCUGAGGCCGAAACCCAGCUGAGUGAAAGUGAAGAGCAAGUACAGGAAUCGCAGAGAGCAGCGAAGGGGAAGGAGACAGUAAAAGAAGAGAAGGAAGAAGCAGAUAUGACCUCAGACGAGGGGAAAGUGGUAGAAAUGGAGGACAGUGAUGCCAAAUCAAAAGAAACAAAGAAGGAAGAGGGGUCAAAGGUCAAAGAUAGUGCCAUGGAGAGGAAGGCUCUGGUGACACAGGAGAGAAAAAUAGAAUCAGUCAAGGAAGAGGCUGAGGAACCAAAAGCUGUUGAAGAUAUAGAAUAUAUCAAAGAACAAGCAGAGGAACCAAAAGCUGUUGAAGAGAAAGAAUCUGUUAAAGAAGAGGUUGAGGAACCAAAUGCUGUUGAAGAGAAAGAAUCCCUCAAAGAAGAUGCUGAGAAACCAAAAGCUGUUGAAGAGCUCGCCAAACCUGCAGAGACAGAGAGGGAAAGAGAGAGAGAGGGAAGCAUGACGGCAGACACAGGAGCUGAAGUAACGGUGACAGAGACAGGUGAACACAAAGACCCAAUGGAGGCUACAGGAACAAUGGAUCUCAGCAGUGAGCAGGGGGAUGUUACAGUCGAGUCAAGGAUAAAAGAUGAAAGAACAUCAGAGUUAGAGAAAAACGCUCCAAUACAAGAGGAUGAGAUAUUGACAGGAACAUCUACUGAAACUAAACAGGACAUGACAUUAGAGACAGCUAAUGAAACAGAAGAGGAUGUAUCCUCUGUAGCAGAGGACUUUGAAAUAAAAGAGGACAAAACAUCAGACGCAGAAAAAGAAAUGAUAUCGGAGAGAGAGGAGACCUGUAUACCCAUCAAGACGGAGGCAGAGUCCUUAGAAAGUAAGUCUGUGGACACAGAGGUCACAGGAAUAAAAGAAGAUACACCACUUAUAACUGUGUCUAGAGAGGACGGUGAGCCUGUAGAGGUACGGGAGGCUAGCAAACUGACAACAAAGACUGCGGUUGAUGACACAGAGAAUAAGAUGCCGGCAGCACAAGACAAUGCAGACUCAAGGGGAGACAUGGCAACAAGCUGUGAGGCUAAAUCAGACAGCGAUGGAGAUGCCUCCAUUUUAAAAGAAGCCAUAGGAACACGGGAAGGUACAAUGUCAGAUUCACCAAAGUCAGACAGAGAAGAACAGGAAAUGACAUCAGGUGUGGUGACAGGCAAGCCAAAGGGGGCAGUCACAAAGGAGUCAUUGGGUGCAUGUGAUGAAAAGGCCAUAAGAGAAGAUGUGGAGGAAACAAAGGAUGCUGGGAUGUCAGAGAGCACACCCCCUCCUCUCGAAUUACCAGCCCCAGCAUCAGUGGCAAAGGCUGCAGCGUCCAGAGUGCUGGAGGUGGUCAGGAGUCGUCAGCCAGAGGUAACCCCAGCUGCCCCAGACUCGGACGACUCUCCCACAGCCAUCGAGAUGGAGGACAUACCCAUGGCAAGGGUGCCCAAGGCGUCCUGGGAAGCCAAGCCCACGUCUGAAGGCACAGAGCACCAGGCAGAGGGGAGCGACGUGGUGGCCCUGGCGCUGAGAAUGGAGGAGGGCCGCCAGCACAGUCCAGAGGGCACAGCGUCGGCCCUGCGCGAGGAGCGGGAGAUGGAGAGUUUCUACCCCCCCUUUGACUCCCUCACUGUGUCAGCCGAGAAGACUGCGGCCACCUCUCCAGUGUCUUCCAUUGGAACUACUUACUCUCAAGAGCUUUUGGAUAUGUACACUCUCAAUCUUCACCGCAUUGAUAAGGAUGUCCAGCGAUGUGACAGGAAUUACUGGUACUUCACCCCAGCAAACCUUGAGAAACUCCGUAACAUCAUGUGCAGUUACAUUUGGCAGCACCUGGAGAUUGGAUAUGUGCAGGGUAUGUGUGACCUGCUGGCCCCACUGCUGGUCAUCCUGGACGACGAGGCGUUGGCCUACAGCUGUUUCACAGAGCUCAUGAAGAGGAUGAACCAGAACUUUCCACAUGGUGGGGCAAUGGACACUCACUUCGCCAACAUGAGAUCGCUGAUUCAGAUCCUGGACUCGGAGCUCUUUGAGCUCAUGCACCAGAAUGGAGAUUACACCCACUUCUACUUCUGCUACCGCUGGUUCCUGCUCGACUUCAAAAGAGAGCUGGUCUAUGAUGACGUGUUCUCUGUGUGGGAGACCAUCUGGGCGGCCAAGUACGUCUCGUCCAGCCACUUUGUGCUCUUCAUCGCCCUGGCUCUCGUGGAGAUCUACAGAGACAUCAUUCUGGAGAACAACAUGGACUUCACAGACAUCAUCAAGUUCUUCAAUGAAAUGGCGGAGCACCACAACAUCAAGCAGAUUCUGACUCUAGCAAGGGACCUGGUGUGCCAAGUCCAGACUCUUAUAGAAAACAAGUAACUCAGAGCCAGUAAUCUCUCUCUCUCUCUCUGUCUUUUAAAAGAAGCUUCCCACUGUCCCUUGCUGCAUCUCACAAACAGGAGUCUCUCAGACUUCUUAGGCCUUAAGCAAUGGAAACCUCACAAUGGAAGAACUGAAGGGUCCUCUUCUGUUUCUUCCAUGUACCUUAUAGUACCACUACAGCAUUUUCCUAGACAGUGUGAAACCCUCCAUCAUGGUUGACAAUUACAACUCACCAUUGCUCCCUGCUGACAGUCAUGAUUUUAGUAUUUUGGUCUAUGUUUUUGGAUGGUCUUUGGUGAUAAUGACGAUGAUGAUGAGGCUCAAUUAUUUGUGUUCUCUUUGAUAGAACAGCUCCAGUUAGGGUUCUGUGUCUACACUCUGUUGACACUCAGUGUUUGCAGGCAGUGGAUCCUCAGUGUUUGUGUGUGUGUGUGUCGUUGUGUAGGGGUUUAGAGCUUCUUUGAACAGUCUUUGUUUGUGCAUGUGUGUGUGUGUGCGUGAUCAACAUGCUAAAUGCAAGGUCAGUCAGUUUGUUAGGCAUCGGUUCGUUUUACUCUUCGCUUUGAUGUUCAACAGACAAUAGGUAAUAUACUGUAUGUUUGCUCUGAAUUAAUGAUAUGACAAUGUCUGCAUACAGAUGGACCUCUAGAUACAGAGGACAUACAGAAGCUUGAUUCAUCACACAUCAAUUAUUUCACUCGUGUAUUCCAGAGGAAGUUUGGUAGAAUGCCAACUGCAUCAUCAGCAUCUUAAAUUUUACUGUAGACACACACACAAGUCAAUUUGCACAGUUCUACCUGCCAUAUAUCAUUAUUUACACUAUAGGAGCAGUGGGAGGCCAUCAGUUGGUUGGCCAGGAUUCAGUUCCCAAACUUGCCAUUAAGAGUCUGGGUUGCUUUGGAUAAGAGUGUCUGCUAAAUGCCAGUCACCUUGACCUUCACAUAUCAUACAUCAGCAGUAUAACAGAACAAUCUACCAAAUCCAACACAAUAAGCAUACAUACAUGUCUUUCAGAAGAAUUCCCUUGCAUAUAUCUGUGCCAUUGUAUCUUUUUUAGACUUAAUGCCAUUCAAAGGAAAGAAACAGUCAGUUAAAGGUGCUGGUAUUGCACCUACGUCUGUGGAUCAGGGAAGAAAAUGUCCAAAGGAAUUGUGUAUAAGUUGAAACCACAUCAGCGUACUCCAUUGUAUGUGCCUAUUUCAAAUAUAUCUCUGAACAGAUGUCCACUGUAAGUGUGUGUGUGUGUGUGUGUGUGCUAGGGAUUGAAUGUGUAUCUGUGUAUGUGUGUGUAAGUUCAAGGGAGUGCCAAAGUAGAGGUAAAUUAAAAAAAUAUAUAGUGCUUCAUUUAUAUAGAUAUAUUUAGUGUACAUCCAGAGAAAUAUAUAGAAGUUACUUGGGUGAAAAAAGAAGCAGAAAUUCUGGCCAGUGCUUUCAUUUACUUUCAUUACUCUGUGAUGUAUUGUAUAUUAUGCAAACUGCAUUGCUCACAGAUGAUCUGGUAGCGGCUCCUCUAGUCUUUUCUGCCUAGAUCCUUUGUAUGAGACUCCCCAAAUGCUGUCAAAGGGGCAUUUCUAAAAUCUUAGCUUUAUAUUGUAUACCCUUUCAGCUUUCUAUUUUUACUAUACUGCUGAGUACAAUGCUUCGUGGAGAAUAAUUAUUAACCUGUUUGGAAACACACUACUGAACAUGUGAUUGUGUGUAUGUGUACAUGUGUGUGUAUAUGUUGCACACUCCAGAACACCAGCCAUGAUAACAUACAUCACAGGUAUAAUUCUAUGGACCAUUCGUCUUAUUCAGGUGGGGGCCAUUGUAAACCAAAACGAGGCUACAGGGUACACAAACCAUAGGAUUGUUGUGUUCUAUGCAUUUGCCAGUAGGUGGCAAAAAUGCAUUAAUGAUGUAGUCAGUGUACCCUGUAGCCUCGCUUUGGUUUACACAAUGGCCGCCGCAUAAAUAUGGCGAAUUCCACCCUACAGUAUGUCUCAGAGCUUGAAAUGUCACUGGUUCUACAGUCAUUGCUUAAUCUUUGGGUGUAGAUGUCAGGCAAUGAAUAUUGAUUGUUCUUUGUGAUAGCAAGCUGCUACAUGUUACCAUAGUGAGA
Alosa sapidissima (American shad) is the source of this 6951-nucleotide messenger RNA. It is a transcript of the gene sgsm1a, whose product is annotated as small G protein signaling modulator 1a. Gene Ontology annotation, molecular function: GTPase activator activity. The transcript is spliced from 25 exons. The coding region runs from base 183 to 4847 and encodes 1554 amino acids. Lineage: Eukaryota; Metazoa; Chordata; Actinopteri; Clupeiformes; Clupeidae. The record is from RefSeq and is a predicted model, not a curated record.